UUUUGGUUUGAUUGUAAUGUGCGAAUACGGAUCAGGAGUUCCAAUAGUUGAUCCUGAGAUACAACUAUGAUGGCUGCAGGGACAGGUUUUCUGCUAAUAUUUCUUAUAAUACCAAUAGUAGUCUCCGGAUCCUCACAAAAGACGAUCGAGGAUGAGUUUGACAAAAAGAUGCAACAGCUGGAGAGUCGCUUCACCGCGCGCGUGGCGGCGUUGGAAAUGUCAGAGGGACGCCUAAGGGCGCGCCUGUUGGAACUGGAACAGGAAGUGACGCAACUGAAGGCGGAACGUGAGGACAAUAUUCGCUCUAAUGCAGACAGUGCAGAUAUCAUUCGCCGUGGACUGGAAAAGCGUAUUCAGUCUUCGGAGGUGGCCUUCCACGCGUACCAGUCGAGCGCCACGUGCACACGUGACCAACAGGUGGUCAUUUACAACACGGCGCCCGUUAACAUCGGUAAGGGUUUCACUGUGAGUGACGGGAUUUUCGAUGCCCCAGUUACAGGCCUCUACAUGUUUUCGUGGACUGUAUUCGCCGAGGACGGUUAUUGGCUGGAGUCGGAACUUGUCGUCAACGGACAUCGGCAGGGCUACAUCGCCGCAGACUCCAGUAACACAGAUAUCGUUCCAGCCACCGGUGUGGUCAUUGCCCACGUGAACGCAGGUGAACACGUGUUUGUGCGGCGCACGGCCGGAGGAGGUUGUUAUAUACCGCGUGACGUUGUGCGAAAUUCGUUUACCGGGUUUAUUUUGUUGUAUCUUUGAAUCACAUUAAGUUAUAAAAUAAAGAAACAUAUGUUACCGA
This is a messenger RNA of Mya arenaria, 799 nucleotides long. Its product is annotated as multimerin-2-like. The transcript is spliced from 3 exons. The coding region runs from base 67 to 759 and encodes 230 amino acids. The record is from RefSeq and is a predicted model, not a curated record. Gene Ontology annotation, molecular function: protein binding. NCBI's taxonomy places the organism in Eukaryota, Metazoa, Mollusca, Bivalvia, Myida, Myidae.